GAUGAUUGUGAUGCUGCAGACUGCGAUGAAGAAUUGGACAGGGAGGUCAGGGAUUGGAUGGUUUGCGAUGGGCUGGAGGUGGAGUUAUCUCCAGAGAAGCACACACCAGAGCAGAAGGACAAGUGUCGCCCACCGAAGACCCUGUGUCGUGCCUCUCCCGGUAGCGCCUUCAUUUUGGGUCUGAAGAGGGUGUCUGUGCAGCUGAUGGACUGCAAGAAAACACUGGGGCAGAAAACCUGCAAGAAAACCCACUCCUGUGCUCAGUGUGGGAAGAGUUUUGCCACAAAAGACAUUCUGGAGCGACAUCUGCUAACUCACACUGGAGAGAAACAGAAAAAUAUAUGUGCUGAAUGUGGGGGAGUAUUCAGUACAUUUUCCAGCCUUUCCAGGCAUCUGAAAACUCAUACUGGAGAGAAAUGUCAUGUUUCUGAAACCACAUGCUCUGAAUGCGGAAAGACAUUCAGUACACAUUCCAGUCUUAGGAGACAUCUGCUAACUCACACUGGAGAGAAACCGUAUGUUUGCCCUCGUUGUAAGAAAGGUUUCAAUGAUCCAGGAAACUUGAAGAAACACAUCAGGAGAGCUCACCCAGGAGAGAAGUUGGGUGUGGAGAGGCUCUACCGUGAACCGUGUCCUCACUGUGGGGAGAAGUUUCCCACAAAGAAGGCUUUGGAGGAGCACCUGGUAACCCACACAGGAGAGAAACCUCACCAGUGCUCUGACUGCGGGAGGGGAUUCAAUGAAUUGUCUAGUCUUAAGAGGCAUCUGAGAACUCAUACUGGGGAGAAACCAUACAUUUGCCCUCGUUGUGGCAAGCCUUUUAAUGAUCCAGGAAACUUGAAGAAACACAUAAAAAGAACUCACUCCGGAGAACAUUCCAAAGAGAAACCUUCUGAGAACAAUGUUGGUUCUUCAGAACAGGAGGAGACAGUAAAGAAGCCAGUCCUUCAUCCAUGUUCUCACUGUGUGAAGAAGUUGUCAACCAAGACAAGACUAAAGAUUCACCUGAAGACCCACACUGUAGAGAAAUCUCACGUCUGCCCCGACUGUGGGAAGAGCUUUGCUUUCCGUCCCUCCUUGACUAAACAUCAGAAACUUAGUCAUUCAGAGCACGGAGGAGUGAAAAGGCAUGAAUGUUCAGUGUGUGGGAAAGUCUUUAAUCAGCCAGGAGCCUUGAGGUCCCAUCAAAGAACCCACACUGGAGAGAAACCUCACCUCUGUGCUGACUGUGGGAAGAGUUUCUCUUUUCAGUCGUCUCUGAAAAGACAUCAGGCACUUCACGCAGCAGGUAGUGCGAAGCCCCACAUGUGCUCUGUCUGUGGGAAAGGCUUUAGAGAUUCUGGAUACUUAAAAAAACAUCAAGCCAUCCAUUCGGAAGAGAAACCUCACCUCUGCUCUGAUUGUGGAAAGACUUUUGCAUCCUUAUUUACCUUAACAAAUCAUUCCAAAUUGCAUCGUUUAAACAGAGACCAAUUCCAAUGCCCUGAAUGCAAGCGCCAUUUCCCAACAAAGGAAAGGCUGACAAGCCACCAGAGAACGCAUACCGGAGAGAAACCAUUUCGCUGCUCCCAAUGCCACAAACGCUUCUCUCACUCAAGUAGUUAUCAAAGGCACCUUCGUAUGCACACUGGGGAGAAACCCUUCAUUUGCCCCCUUUGCGGGAAGCAAUUUAACGACUCUUCGAAUCUUAGAACACAUGUUAGAAGACAUAAAGGAGAGAAGGUAGGAAAGACACAGGUCUCUGAGCCAUGCCCUCACUGUGGGAAGAGGCUAGCUUCUAAGGCAGGGUUAGAGACUCACCUGCGGACACACACUGGAGAGAAACCUCACCUCUGCGCCGACUGCGGCAAGAGCUUCGGCUUCCACUCAGCUUUGAGAAGACAUCAGAAAACGCAGCACGGAGAGCAAUUAGCGAAGCCGCACGUCUGUUCUGUCUGUGGGAAAGGUUUCAUGGAAUCUGGAGCGCUGAAGAAACAUGUGGUGACCCACGAGGAGAAACAGCACCUCUGCCCUGACUGCGGGAAGACCUUCAGGGUGCUUCAGGCCUUGUCAAAUCAUCAGAGAACCAAGCAUCAAAAAACGAACGAGCAAGUAAGAGAGAAGAAUCCGUUCCUGUGCCUUACUUGCGGCCAGGAGUUCAAUUCAAAGCAUCGAUUGGUAAUCCACGAGCGAAAGCACACAGGCGAGAAGCCUUACCAAUGCUCCCAUUGCGACAAACGCUUCACUGAGAAGUCUUACAUGAAACGUCACCAGACUGUGCACACGGGAGAUAAACCUUUCCAAUGCUCCGUCUGCGAUAUGAAGUUCUCGCAUGGUGCAUCUUUAAUACGGCACCGCCUAAUACACUCAGGUGAGAAACCGUACCACUGCACUUACUGCGACAAGAGUUUCUCUCAGUCAAAUACUCUGAAAACACACAUACUAACGCACACCGGAGAGAAACCGUACCCAUGCCCCGACUGUGGGAAGCGUUUCACUGAAAAGAAAGCAAUGAAGAAACACCAACGCGACACACACGGGUCAGGGGCACACAACUCUGCUUUCUCUUUGCCUGGUAAAAAACAGAGAUUGAGUCAAGACCAGAGCCCUCGAGCAAAGCCGUACCAAUGCCCUGACUGUGGCAAGUGUUUCUCCGAGAAAAGAGCUCUUACGAAACACCAGAAGACACACCGGAGAGACACCGCCCCCUAUUGGUCCGGUAUACUGCAGCGAUGGAGUCAAGAUCCGCAACACUCUAAUACUGACUCAGACUCUGACCAAGACCAAGACUGGACCUCUUUAUAAAGACUCAGACCAAGACUCAAAGACAGGACAGACUAAGACUCAAACCAAGACUCAGACCUCUUUAUAAAGACUCAGACCAAGACAGGACCUCUUUAUAAAGACUCAGACCAAGACAGGACCUCUUUAUAAAGACUCAGACCAAGACAGGACCUCUUUAUAAAGACUCAGACCAAGACAGGACCUCUUUAUAAAGACUCAGACCAAGCCUGGACCUCUUUAUAAAGACUCAGACCAAGACAGGACAGACCAAGACCUCUUUAUAAAGACUCAGGCAGGACCUCAGUAUUGACCCCCCCAGUCAGAUGAGACCAGGACCUCAUUUAAACAGGGCAGAUAUGAUUGUGUUGUUUUGGCCAGCAGUUCUCCAGGCUUUUUCCCCUUCUUCACACUAUGUCAACCUUCAGUAUGCCAAUUCUGUUUAAUUAGGAGACAUUUUGUUUCGUUGCAUGUUGUAUUGAGACUUGAGAUUUUGCCCAAUUAUAUAACAUAAUAUCUAUCAUUUAAGAAGAGUAAUUGCACCAAGAGCAAUGAGAAGAUCAUCUGGUCGGGAGUCUGGAAACACCAAGAACAUGAGAUCAUCUGGUCUGGAGUCUGGAAACACCAAGAGCAAUGAGAAGAUCAUCUGGUCGGGAGUCUGGAAACACCCAAGAACAUGAGAUCAUCUGGUCUGGAGUCUGGAAACACCAAGAACAUGAGAUCAUCUGUUCGGGAGUCUGGAAACACCAAGAGCAAUGAGAUCAUCAUCUGGUCUGGAGUCUGGAAACACCAAGAACAAUGAGAUCAUCUGGUCGGGAGUCUGGAAACACCAAGAACAUGAGAUCAUCUGGUCGGGAGUCUGGAAACACCAAGAACAUGAGAUCAUCUGGUCGGGAGUCUGGAAACACCAAGAACAAUGAGAUCAUCUGGUCGGGAGUCUGGAAACACCAAGAACAUGAGAUCAUCUGGUCGGGAGUCUGGAAACACCAAGACCAAUGAGAUCAUCUGGUCGGGAGUCUGGAAACACCAAGACCAAUGAGAUCAUCUGGUCGGGAGUCUGGAAACACCAAGAACAAUGAGAUCAUCUGGUCGGGAGUCUGGAAACACCAAGAACAAUGAGAAGAUCUGGUCGGGAGUCUGGAAACACCAAGAGCAAUGAGAAGAUCAUCUGGUCUGGAGUCUGGAAACACCAAGAACAAUGAGAUCAUCUGGUCUGGAGUCUGGAAACACCAAGAACAUGAGAAGAUCAUCUGGUCUGGAGUCUGGAAACACCAAGAACAUGAGAAGAUCAUCUGGUCUGGAAACACCAAGAACAUGAGAAGAUCAACUGGUCUGGAAACACCAAGACGACCAGAUCAACAUUCCAUCUUCGGUAUAAACAAGCUAAGGGACGGGAAUGGGGGAAAACAACCUCAAAUUCAUAGGCAGACAUGGCAACAGAAAACUGCCCAUAGCAUUUUACACAGCUAACAACCAUUGGAUUUAAAAUGGAUUCAUUCAUUGACUGUUCUUUGUCCUAACAACCAUUGGAUUUAAAAUGGAUUCAUUCAUUGACUGUUCUUUGUCCUAACAACCAUUGGAUUUAAAAUGGAUUCAUUCAUUGACUGUUCUUUGUCCUAACAACCAUUGGAUUUAAAAUGGAUUCAUUCAUUGACUGUUCUUUGUCCUAACAACCAUUGGAUUUAAAAUGGAUUCAUUCAUUGACUGUUCUUUGUCCUAACAACCAUUGGAUUUAAAAUGGAUUCAUUCAUUGACUGUUCUUUGUCCUAACAACCAUUGGAUUUAAAAUGGAUUCAUUCAUUGACUGUUCUUUGUCCUAACAACCAUUGGAUUUAAAAUGGAUUAAUUAAUUGACUGUUCUUUGUCCUAACAACCAUUGGAUUUAAAAAUGGAUUCAUUCAUUGACUGUUCUUUGUCCUUCAAGAUAACAUUUCCACAACUCUUUAGUUACCAGGAAACAAGACAAUUAGAAACAAGCGCCCCCCUCCACCACACCCACAUACCUAAGAGACUCAAUGAACUUAGAGUAUAUUGACGUGUUUCACAGUUGUGUACAGCAAGUCAUUUGUUUUACAUUUUUAAUGGCUCUAUUCGAUCAGAUCCACUUUAGUGGUGUCGGAGGUGGAACUGCGUUAGAGCCGUCAAAUCCACAAGCGGCUCCUGGCAUUAUACCUAAAGCGGACAUUGCGAUCGGUAUUGCACAGUCACAGAACUCCCAUGCUGCCUUGUUUAGAAGUUGGAACACUGUGUGAUGUAAUCUACAGCCAGUUGAAUGAUUUUUAAAUCUUGAGUGUAUUCUUGCCAUGUAUAGUCGACAGUUCCAACAGUUCCCCCUCAGACGCCGCCAGAACAUCCGCUAUGCCGGUUAAUGAUCUCAUUGAAUCUAGGCCUGAGUAUAUACUUUGGCAGAUGAUAUUGAAGAAUGUUGUGUGUUUCAAAGGAUGUUUGAGUCUAUGUAAAAACACCAUGGAAACCGUGACAGUAAACGUGUUUGAACUGAG
Molecule: messenger RNA, 5261 nt
Organism: Salvelinus namaycush (lake trout)
Lineage: Eukaryota; Metazoa; Chordata; Actinopteri; Salmoniformes; Salmonidae
Product: zinc finger protein 585A-like
Exons: 2
Coding region: 58-2784 (908 amino acids)
Biological process (GO): negative regulation of transcription by RNA polymerase II
Molecular function (GO): DNA-binding transcription repressor activity, RNA polymerase II-specific
Source: RefSeq, a predicted model, not a curated record